Molecule: messenger RNA, 2339 nt
Organism: Misgurnus anguillicaudatus (oriental weatherfish)
Lineage: Eukaryota; Metazoa; Chordata; Actinopteri; Cypriniformes; Cobitidae
Source: RefSeq, a predicted model, not a curated record
AACCUUUGUUGCUAGUUAGCUCUCCCAACAAUGAUCAUAGCUAUCCAGAAACAGCUCUCGCUUAUCAUGUCUUAUCUCUUAUCUGUGUUCUAAAAUAAUACAAAAUUUUACAUUUUCUCUCUUAUGUAUAAAAUAAUGUGUGCGACACCUAUGCAACUUUAGAGCGUGUGUUGUAGGAAUAGAGGACUGUUGUUAUUUCAGAAACCAGCAUAUUUGCAUUAGGAAGUUUCAAGCACAGUGUAAUUUGGUUAUGCUUGUGUGAUGGGUGUGAACAUGUCAGUUUUAUAUCACUCUGUAGAUACCUGGAAAAUAAUAUGACAGGAACAGCACACUUUCAGCAGACAGCUGUCAAAGACCGAGGACGGAGAGCGAUGUCUCGAAUUAUAAGUCCACGCCUGUCGAUUCGUGAGAACGGCCUUCUCUUUAAUUUACUAAAUCAGGAAUGCAAUGUAUUAGCAUGCGGUAUUGUUCAGCUGGUAAUCGCAGACCCCCCAAAAGAAAGAAAGUGGAAAAUUUACAGUUCUGGAGUUGCAUGUCUUCUGCAAGAUAAAACCAAACAUUCGACAUUUAUAAGACUUUACUGUCUUAAGAAAGCCAAGAUGCUAUGGGAACAAGAGCUGUAUACACCGUUUGUGUACAAAGAGGCUUGUCCCUUUUUCCAUACUUUCUCUGGGGAUGAGUGUCAGGCAGGGCUGAACUUUGCUGAAGAGGAGGAUGCAAAGGAGUUUUAUACUGCUGUGCAGAAGCAAAUCAGCGACAGUAAAGCGCAUCCGGUACUUGCACGCAGCUACUCGGUUUCUGGAUUGAAAGAGAAACUUGAAAACUGUCUUGGUCUUGGUGACUCCAAAGAGUUUAAGAGGCAACCUCUGAGCGGUGAAUCUGAACCUCCACACCAUGUUGAUUCAGAGGAAACGCUCCCAGAGAUCAAUCCUGCGGUUUCUCACACAAUGCCCAGUCAGGCGUGUGACUCUUCACAGACUCUCUACUCUGAUGAAGACACUGUGUCACUCGCCAAGAGAAAGGGACCCCUCCCACUUAUUCCUCUUCAUGCCAGAGCAGCCAUGGUGAAAUUAAAAUUACAAAGUGGUAUGAUGCAAAACUCUGUUUCAUCCACCUUGUCCGCCAGUUUACCAGGGGUGCCACCUCCUCCGGCCUUCACCGCCCCCAAAGUCCCACCAACUGUUUUAAAAAAAAGUGCUAGCUUUGCACCGGUUAAAGAUUUCUCCUCGGGUGCAGUUAAGCGUUUUCAAAGUUUUCAUGUUUACGCUGACAUGCAGGGAGAAUCUAGUUCUGGAAAUUACCAGUAAAAUCAUCUUCCUCUCCAUCACUGUGGCACAGCAUUAAAAUCAGUAGGAUCUGCUCAAAUAAAAUAGUCAUGAUAUACUAUUAAAUAUUUUAUAUUUAACUAUCUUUUUAUAUAGUCUGCUGCACAAAUCUAGAUUUUUUUAGCAUGAAUAUGUUUAUGUACUCAAUAAUAUAAAAAAUACAGCUCAGGUUGAAAUCUAAAAACAGCAGAUAUUGUCAAUUAAAGGGACACUCCAUUUUUUUUGAAAAUAUGCUAAUUUUCCAGCUUAAAUUUUCUGUCACUCUUAGUACACGAUGUAACUACAGAAAAGUCAAGUUUUAAAUAGGAAAUAUAUCGAAACUCUUUGGUUAUUUUUUGCGCGAUGCUAAUGGUCUAAUCAGAUUCAAUGGAUUAUGCUAAGCUAUGCUAAAAGUGGUACAACCAGACCCAGCGAUCAGCUGAAUGGAUUCCAAAACGGUAAAAAUGUUUAUCUCUAGGGGAGCUGGAAAAUAAGCAUAUUUUUUAAAAAAGUGGAGUGUCCCUUUAAAUAAUGUUUUGAUUCUCAGUAAAUAAAAUCUGUCAACUUUUUUUUUAAAGGUGCAGUGUGUAAUUUUUAGAAGGAUCUCUUGACAGAAAUGCAAAAGAAUAUACAAAACUAUAUAAUCAGGGGAGUAUAAAGACCUUUCAUAAAGAACCCUUAGGUUUUUAUUACCUUCGAAUGAGACGUUUUUAUCUACAUACCGAGGGUCCCCUUACAUAGAAGCCGCCAUUUUGUGCCGCCAUGUUUCUACAGAAGCCCUUAACGGACAAACUUUUUUUACGAAGCUGUCUCCGAAGAUGACAUGUUUGACUAGUGAUGGCUACCGUAGCUUCUCUAUCCGUUGUAAAAGCGAUGGGUGAGCAGUUAACUGAGCCAUUGGUUGCAAUUCGCAACCUCUCCACUAGAUGCCACAAAAAUUUACACACUGCACCUUUAAUUAACAGUUUUAAAAAGUUUAUCAAUACAUUGGCCUUUUUGUUCAUUUGCGUGAGUACAAUAAAAUGUUUGUGAUUU